Neocloeon triangulifer is the source of this 1920-nucleotide messenger RNA. RefSeq names its product ERC protein 2. NCBI's taxonomy places the organism in Eukaryota, Metazoa, Arthropoda, Insecta, Ephemeroptera, Baetidae. The transcript has 7 exons. Gene Ontology annotation, cellular component: plasma membrane. Bases 165 to 1682 code for a protein of 505 amino acids. The record is from RefSeq and is a predicted model, not a curated record.
AUUAUACUCCGGAGCUUGAGGAAGUGGGGCUGCACGUGUGAAGCGACCUCUGUCUCCACUUUGCUCCCCAUGAAAACAGCGGCCAGCGCGGAGAGCGGCAUUCGAGGAGGAGCCGCUGUGGGGUCGAAGGGGUGCCUCUCACCAUCACCAGCCGAGGCGCACGCAUGACUAAUCGAAAGAUGGUGCGGCCCGUGUUUUUGCUGUUGGUGGCGGCGCUUUUCGCAAGCGUCGCAGAUGCUCAGCAGCGCAAGGAAAUCACAAUCGAGCAGAUCGCCGAGGGUGUUUUGGCGCUGAACAGGGACCUCAGGGAAAACAAUGCGCGCCUUGAGCGACACGAGUUGCGCGAAAGGCAACUUGGAGAGCACCUCAAGAAGACCAUCGCCGGCCUGGAAAAGCAUUUGAAGAAGCAGCAGGCUGACGUGGACGCCCUUCGCAGUGACGUUGGACGAGUGGUUCAUGGCCUCAACCAGCACACCGAGAGUGAGAGGCAGUGGAUGCAACGCCUGCAGAGUUCUGUGGAGGAAAUUCGCUCUCAGUUGCAGAACAGCGGUGGCAACUCUGGAGCUAUCAGCGAGGAGCUGAGACAAAUUCGCGAGCGGCUCGAGGCGCUCGCCUUGAGUGACGGUGGUGGCAAUGCCAAUGACCUGAUUGUCGCCUCCAGAAUGCUUCAGGAGGCUGCUGACAAGCUUGUGAGUGGCGAAUCCAAGCUUGAGGACCACGCAACCGCCUCUCGGUCGCUUCUCGAGCACUUCCGUAGCGAAGUGGACCGACUUAAGGACGUGAAGAAGAGCGAGUAUGAUGCCGAUGACGAGACAAGCUUGAGUUCGGUACUGGAAGCGGUGGAGAACACACAGAAGUUGGUGUCUGAGUUGAAGGUCGGCUCGGACAGAGGCUCUGAUGGAAACGAGACGGCUCGGGCGAUCGCCGUUCUACGCGAGGACCUGCUGACGAGCAGCGCCGAAUCGACAGAGCGCAUCGUCAGCACCGUGGCGGUGGCCAGGCUCGAGGCCACCACCGGCCUCAGCGGCCUCAACGUGGUGCUAUCCGAGGUCAAGCUGGACACGACCAAGAGCGUCGAGGCGCUGCGAAACUUGGAAAGGGUGGCCGUGCAGACAGCCGAGGGCGUCGAAGAGGGCAAGCGGCGCAUCGAGCUCAGUGGCCAGCAGACGCUCUACGAAUUACGCAAGAGUGGAAAGGCAAAUGCUGAUCUACUGAAUGAGACAAUUGGAGAACGUUUUGAGCAACUUUCUGGCGAUAUUCUGCGCAACCAGACCAAGACCCUGCGCAACAUGUCAGCGGCUCUCGAGUCCGAGAUCAGCCAGGUGUGGCGCCAGAUCGGCAUCAUGUACAGCCAACUGACGCAGUCGGUCAGCACCCUGGACAGACUGCAGAACCAGACCGAGUCCUAUGUCAAUGGGAGUCUCACAACCAUGGGCAACAUGAGCGGCAAGGUCGGACAACUCAGUGGAACCAUGGCUGAGGUUGAUGGCAACCUCAACUACCUGCUUGGACGCAUUUCUCUUGUUACCAGAGAGUUCAACAUGAUUAAAAAUGAACUGGGACCAGCCCUUGAUCAGGCGAGAACAGACUUUGCCAAGUUGCACAACGCAGUGAUUGCUGAUCUCCCCAGCAAGCAGCCUAUCUCGGAGCCAAUAGACGACAACCUUGUGGGAACCGAAUGAAAAUUUAUAAUAAGCUAAUUAAUCAUGUAAUCCCAACAAAUUUUACCAUUUUUAGCAUUAAGAUGAAAUUUUUAUCACUUAUAUUAUACAAAUACAAAAUUUCAAAAUUUAUUCUACAUUUUCUUUGGAGUGUGCCAUCUAGUUUAAUUUAAAAUGUAAAAAAGCUAGAGUGUCAUUUUUAUCUAUAAUUAAAAACCUUGUAAGAAUUAAUUUCAAUAAAUUUAUUCCUCAUUUUAUA